Molecule: messenger RNA, 5523 nt
Organism: Larimichthys crocea (large yellow croaker)
Lineage: Eukaryota; Metazoa; Chordata; Actinopteri; Sciaenidae
Gene: ptk7b
Product: protein tyrosine kinase 7b
Exons: 21
Coding region: 438-3680 (1080 amino acids)
Biological process (GO): homophilic cell-cell adhesion; protein phosphorylation; synapse organization
Cellular component (GO): neuronal cell body; plasma membrane; axon
Molecular function (GO): axon guidance receptor activity; ATP binding; protein kinase activity
Source: RefSeq, a predicted model, not a curated record
UGGUGUAAAAAAUCACACAGGCUGGUGGGAGGAAGCCAACUUGGAAACACCGCGGAGCGAAACUCCUCUCGGUGGAGACUGAACUCGGCCGGCGGCUCUGGACGCGGGCAGACGGCGGCUACACAGACCGGGUUGUAAUGAACCACCGCGGCCUAAAAUUCACUCAAACCCUCCGUCCUGUAAAACACCUGGAAGUUUAAACUUCGCUCCAAACUUUUCGGCGGGGCUUCUCAGUCUGAACUCGUUAAGUCGUUUGUGUGGCUGGCCUUGUUAAAAACCGAAGCGUCGGUCCGCACAUGUUUCUGCCUUGUUCCUGCUAGUUUCCAAAACAACCAGGUGAGCAGGCCGUCUGGCUUCUCCCCCCCUCCGGGGACUUGCGCAGCCGCAGCCGCCGCCGGAGAACAAGCACCGGUGAGCCGCCGAGAACCAGGACGGUCAUGGAUCUACCGGGAGAGAGCGAGACCCGGCGGAGAGAAAGCAGCAGGACCCCCGCGGUGAUUAACAGGAGAAACACACCGGCGAACACGAUGUACGCCGUCGGUUUUCUCUGCCUCCAAGUUCUGUCCAUCCAGGCUGCUGCUGCCAUCCAGUUCACCAAGGAGCCCAAAUCCCAGGAUGCCUUGCACGGCCGCAGUGCCAUGCUACGCUGCGAGGUCAGCGACCCGGCUCACAUCACUUACAGCUGGCUCCACAACGGCCAGGCCCUGGUAAACAGCGAGAGGCGCUUCCAGGAAGGCAGCAACCUCAAGUUCACCGCCGUGGAUCGGCGGCUGGACGCGGGGAACUUUGUGUGCGUCGCGAUGAACGCGGCCACGGGAGCUUUGCAGCACUCCACCAAUGCCUCCUUCAAUAUCAAGUGGUUGGAAAGUGGUGGCGUGACUUUGAAGGAGCCCGCCUCAGAAGGGGAGAUCGAGAGCUCUGCGCCGGUCACGUUGCGCUGCCACAUUGAUGGACACCCACGGCCAACGUGUCAGUGGUUCAAGGACGGGGUGAAGCUGACAGAGAAGAGCCAUCAGAUCAACAACAAGGAGAGGACGCUCACCUUCAAGAGUGCCAGUCCGGAUGAUAACGGCCUGUACUACUGCUGUGCCAAGAACGCAGCCGGUCAUGUCUGCAGCAACAGCAACUUCACUCUCAACAUUAUAGAUAAGAGUUUCCCGCGGGCGGUCAUCACUCCUGAGGACCAGGUGGUAUUGAGGAACGAGGAGGCAGCGUUUCACUGCCAGUUCACCGCUGAGCCGGCACCCACGUUGGAGUGGUACCACGAAAACGAGCUGCUGGCAAACAAGUCUCGUGUGAUCCUGCUCUCCAAUGGAACACUGCUGAUCACCCAGGUCAAGCCCAGGAACACAGGGACCUACAAGUGUGUUGGCCAUGGCCUCAGAGGGUCCCAUAUUACGCUGGAGGCCUCCCUCCUCAUAGCAGAGAUAGACGACAUGGUGCCCAAGAUGUCCAAGGUUUUCACAGCGGACACCCUGCAGCGGGUAGCCUGUCGCCCACCACGAGGCAGACCUGAGCCUGAGGUGUGGUGGGAGAGAGGAGGUCAGCGAGUGCCCACAGCGGGCAGAGUGUACCAGGAUGACCUGGAUCUGGUCUUCAGUCCCACAGAGGAGGGGGAUUCAGGCACCUACACCUGUGUGGCCCAGAACAAGGCAGGACGCAAGACGCAGGACGUCACCUUUACCGUGGCCACUGCUCCAGUGUGGGUGACGAGGCCUCAGGACAGCUACUUAGAGGAGGGUAAACCAGGUUACCUUCACUGCCACGCUCAAGCCAACCCUGAACCGGAGGUCACCUGGAUCCGCAACAACAUCGUGAUAACACCAGAGGACUCUCGUUUUAAGCUGUUCACCAACGGCACCCUCAGGAUCAACAACGUGGAAGUGUAUGACGGACAGAUUUUCGGCUGUGAAACCAAGACUCCAGGCGGCAGACUGUCUGGGCAGGCUAGAGUUUUUGUGCUCGAGAAGCUAAAGUUCACCCCGACCCCCCAGCCUGCUCAGUGCCUGGAGCUGGAUAACGACAUCACCAUCCAGUGCUCGGCUAAAGGCAGAGAGAACCCCACCAUCCGCUGGACCAAAGCAGACGGAGGAGAGCUACCGCCUCGCGUGGAGCAGAGGAACGGCCAGCUCCACUUCACCAAAGUCACCCGCAGCGACGCCGGCAACUACACGUGCAUCGCCUCCAACAGCCUCCAGGGGGAGAUCAGAGCUCUGGUGACCCUCACUGUGGCCGUGUACAUUCGCUUUAAGGUGGACCCAGAGAACACAACAGUAUACCAAGGUCACACAGCCAUCCUGCACUGUCAGGCCACCGGUGACCCCGAGCCUCACAUCCACUGGAUGGUCAAAGACAAGACACUGGACAUCACUAAGAACAGGAGGUUCCAGAAGAUGCCCAACGGCUCCUUGGUGAUUACAGAUGUCACUACGGAUGACACUGGCAGAUACACAUGUGUUGCCGGAAACAGCUGCAGCAUCAAAGACCGUGUGGCUCAGCUGUAUGUAGUGGAGAAACCAGUGCAUUCCAUGGAUGAAGAUGGAGACAGGGCUCCCUAUAAGAUGAUCCAAACCAUCGGUCUGUCAGUGGGAGCAGCUGUGGCUUACAUCAUUAUCGUGCUAGGCCUCAUGUUUUACUGCAAAAAGAGACGCAACGCCAAAAGACUGCAGAAAGGCCAGGACGGAGAGGAGCCUGAGAUGGAGUGCCUCAACGGAGGGGCCGUUCAACAAAAUGGCCACACCACCGCUGAGAUCCAAGAAGAGGUGGCACUCACCAACAUGGGUACCAUGGCAACAACCGAGAAACGCCACAGCCACGUCAACAAUGAUAAGCUCCACUUUCCUCGAGCAAACCUACAAACCAUCACUACUUUAGGUAAAGGGGAGUUUGGUGAGGUGCUGCUGUGCAAAGCUAAAGGUAUCGAGGAGAGCGAGGAGGAGUCUGUGGUGUUGGUGAAGAGCCUACAGACCAGAGAUGAACAGCUCCAACUCGAUUUCCGCCGUGAAGCUGAAAUGUUCGCCAAGCUCAGCCACCCCAACGUUGUCCGCCUGUUGGGCCUGUGUAGAGAGACAGAGCCCCACUACAUGAUCCUGGAGUACUAUGACCUGGGAGACCUGAAGCAGUUCCUGAGAAUUUCCAAAAGCAAAGAUGACAAGGUCAAAUCUCAGCCUCUCAGCACCAAGACCAAAGUUUCCAUCUGCGCCCAGGUGGCUCAUGGGAUGGAGCAUCUGUCCAAUCACCGCUUCGUUCACAAAGACCUAGCUGCCCGAAACUGCCUGAUCAACAGUCAGAGGCGCGUGAAAGUGUCGUCACUCAGCCUAAGCAAGGACGUCUACAACAGUGAGUACUACCACUACAGACAGGCAUGGAUCCCCCUGCGCUGGCUCCCAUCAGAGUCUGUGUUUGAGGACGACUUCUCCACCAAGUCUGACGUGUGGGCCUUCGGAGUGUUGAUGUGGGAAGUGUUCAGUCACGGGGAAAUGCCAUACACCAAACUCAGCGAUGAUGAGACGCUGGAAGCUCUGCAGACAGGGAAGCUGAAGCUGCCCGUUCCCGACGGAUGUCCCUCCAAAAUCUACAAGCUCAUGGCCCGUUGCUGGGCGCUAAGCCUCAAAGAGCGCCCCUCCUUCACUGAAAUCGUGCACGCCCUGGGAGAGGUGCCCUCUGACAGCAAAGUCUGAGAGACCAUGACCAUGAACUUUGACCAACCCCCUUCCCCCAAAAUAAAGACAGGAAUGCUGGAUUAUUAGUCUCACACAUUUCAGGGAAGAGGGUUGAGGAGAAAAUACUUCUUUUUUUUUUUAAAUAUGCAUUUCAAACAGACGGUGUGUUGAUAAGACUUCUUUUGCUAUGUCAGUGGAAACGCACUCACGUUUGUGUGAAUGGCUUCUUGUGAGCAGUGCCAGGAGUUUACGCUUGCCUUAACCGCAACAUGGAUGACCCUUCGAGUCCCGGUCUGUGGUUCCACUGUGACCCUGCCUGCCUGCAGCCGCUCUGUCCCAGAGACACUUUGUUUCACGGAGCCUCACAACCUCAGUGCCUCUAACCCUCCGUGUGCAUACUCAUCAAGACUCCCAACUGCUUUGUAGAGAUGUUAGAUACAGUGCGUUCACUGGCACAGAUCAAUAAAGAUUAUUGGUCAGAAGUUUAGGGGGGGGGGACAUAAAAAUGUAGGUUCACUGCUCUGUCGCGUUCUCAGUUAAACUAGAAAGAAUAUUGAACGGAAAGCAAGAAAUAAUGUGACUUCAGUGGAGCAGUGAAGCCUCUUAAAUAGUCCUUCAACAACUUAGUGUGUUGAGUUUCAAACUGGUCUAUUAAAUCAAAAAGAGUCCAUCCUGUGUUCUGCCACCUAAUCCUGGAGGCGACACCUAGCUAUUCUGGACCCACCACCAUCCUCCAAAGUGUGUGUACGUACGUAUGUAUGUAUGUAUGUGUGUGUGUGUGUGUGUGUGUGUGUGUGUGUGUGUGUGUGUGUGUGUGUAGGUAUGUAUAAGUGUGUGUGUGUGUGUCCCACUGAACUGUUCCCAUGCUCUAGUGUACGUUCAAAGAAGAAGUAAAAUGGGGUUUGCAUGAAGGUUUGCCGUCUGUUACACUUUGUGAUUUGCAACAUGAGGAGACUUGUGGAAAAGGUAAUCCGUGUUAUGGUAACACUUCAGGAACUUUAAAAAAAAAAGAAAAGAAAAAAAGAUCACAUUUAUAGCCAAGGAAUAUAUUGAAUAGAGGAGAUUGUGCCAGUGUGGGCUUUGUACGUUGUUUUUUUUUUUGUUUGUUUUUUAUGAGUGUGUUCUUGUAUUAACUUUGAGGUGCUUAUUGGUCACUACCUAUGGGUAACAAGUACCCAUUAUACCGCAUUAACAUUUUGAUGCUGUCUCAGUUGCGGGGAUGCAGCCUAUCACUGUGUAUAACCUGCAACAUAAUUUCCUUCAGAGGUCCAAUCACAGUUUCCCUCCCGGUCCAGCUGUUUUAUGCAAAGUGGACCAUCACACCAGGCAAUGUGUACAUAAUGUAGAAGCCAUGCACUAAUUUCACUUAAAAGAAUAUCCCUCUUUAUCUCUAUCAUGUUGUGUAGUAGGACAUGCAGGUGCCUGUUUAUUUAUGAUGAAGGUCCUGUCUUUUUUUUAACUAUGUUUAUAAUAGGAAGGUACUUCUCUGAUGUGUUCAUUCUCAUGGUCCAUCUCAAUGUGCGUUCAGUCUGGUAACCAGCUGAAUAUGCUACCACAAAGUACAGAGGAGGUCAAAAGAGUGACUGCUGGUCACCAGUACUCAUUUAAGUGCCUGGUAAAUGAAGGAUUAUCUUAACUGUUUCCCUCUUCUUUUUUUUUUUUUACAUUAUCUAAUCAAAUGCAAUGGCCUUUGUUUAUGAACUUGUUUUUAUACGUUGUUUUAGUGUAAUGUUUUGUUUUUAUGAAUGCUAGGCACUCACACCUAGACAUCUUUUUUUAAUCUGCUUCAGCAAAAUGUUCACAAUAAUCACAGAUAUAUACAAGAAUAUACAUGCUGCUGUCAAUAAAGGUUCACAGUGUU